AUGCUUGAAUCACUCAAGCUAGAGAUUAAGACUUGGGAGCACGCAUUUAGCACCCAGAACGGAAGACCGCCCCAGAAGGAAGACAUCAAGCGCGACGCCGCCAUUGCCCAGAAGUACAAGCACUACCGCACCCUCAAACUAAGUAGCACGAAACCCAAAACAUCGGAAACUACCAAUACGCCUGCGUUGCCCGCUGUCACCUACGAUGCGACUACCGUGUCCCACAAUGUAACGCCCAUCAGAUCCCGCUACAUUUCACCCUCCGUCUUCCAGACCCAAACGCCCAUCAAAACGUCGCCUACUUCUGGGCUCUACGAUUCGCCGCUGGGGCCGUUUCUGUUCAAAGAGCUAGGUCCUACACCACAGCUUGAUGGCCGGGUGAUGGGUUUGUUUGAAAUCAUCACUACACCCGGGUCUACCCCCGAGAAGCCAGCCCCUGCUCCUUCAGUCCCAGUGGAAGCCACCCAGAGAGAAUUCACAACACCAUCCAAGCGCCCCAGACGGUUGAGUUUCGGUAGUUGUUCGACGCCUACGCGGAAACACCUCAACUUCGAUCCUUCAGAGGACAUGCCCUCUCCCCGGAAACUAACCAGUUCCCCCAAACGGGCAAAUCCCAGAACCCCACAGCACCAGAUGGCUGCGGCAUCGGCAGAAACCCCAUCGGCGUACUUUCGCGCAUCACGCAGCCAUAUUGCCCCCACAAAGACCCCGGUAAGAGCCCCCGGGGCGCUCUCGUUGACAUCUCCGUCGCCGUUUGGCCCCUCGCGUAACGUCCGUAAGUCGUUGUCCACUAUGUUUAACGAGAUUCAGUCGUUCCUGACGACCAAGGAGGAUGAAGAGGUGAUUCAGGAGUUGCAUCUCCAGCGACAGAUCGAGGCAGAGGAAGCAGAGAUGGAACGCAUGAUCGCAGAGGACCAGGAGCGAAACAAGGAGGUUGCCCGGAACUACAAAGGUGGGAAGCCGUGGAAGAAGAAGGGCCAGAAGAGAACUACCCGAAAGGUGCGCAUCAACGUCGAUCCAAGAAUGGUUGCCGAGAGAAUGAAGAAGUCUCAGUAG
Molecule: messenger RNA, 1056 nt
Organism: Babjeviella inositovora NRRL Y-12698
Lineage: Eukaryota; Fungi; Ascomycota; Pichiomycetes; Serinales
Exons: 1
Coding region: 1-1056 (351 amino acids)
Biological process (GO): mitotic DNA replication preinitiation complex assembly; double-strand break repair via break-induced replication; DNA replication
Cellular component (GO): DNA replication preinitiation complex
Molecular function (GO): single-stranded DNA binding; DNA replication origin binding
Source: RefSeq, a predicted model, not a curated record